AUGCCAUCCAACCGAGAUCGGACUGACAACGUCGCCCCGAGGCUGACGCCCGCGCCGCCCACGCCGAUGGCGCAGGCAUCCGAGUCGGCCGCGACGGAGUCCUCUGCGCCGUGGCAUCGUGACUGCGGCCAGUGGUGGCAGGACGAAGCGGCGUCUUCGCAGGCCCCCUGGUGUGCUGAUGCAGCUGAGCGCUGGACAUCCUGGUCGCCCUCUUCGAGUUGGGCUGUUUGGCAGGCUCCGCGUGGCGAUCGGGGUUGGGAUGCCGGUCGCGACGACCGCCGCGGCGAUCAGUUGUGGGCGACCAAGCGCUCAGGCGGCGGGCAUGGGUGA
Molecule: messenger RNA, 330 nt
Organism: Prorocentrum cordatum
Lineage: Eukaryota; Dinophyceae; Prorocentrales; Prorocentraceae
Source: the annotation of a GenBank genome assembly